AUGAAGGCCUCCGUCGCCUCUCUCGCAACCGCCCUCACUCUGGGCGUCUCCACCGUCCUCGGUGCCCCCUCCAACACUGAGAAGCGUGGUAGCGGUAUCACCCCCAUCACCGUCAAGGGCAAUGCCUUCUUCAAGGGCGACGACCGUUUCUAUAUCCGCGGUGUUGACUACCAGCCCGGCGGCUCCUCCAAGCUCGCCGAUCCCAUCGCCGAUGUCGAUGGCUGCAAGCGUGACAUCAAGAAGUUCCAAGACCUCGGCCUCAACACCAUCCGUGUGUACUCCGUCGACAACUCCCAGGACCACGAUGAGUGCAUGAAUGCCCUGGCCGACGCCGGGAUCUACCUGGUGUUGGAUGUCAACACUCCCAAGUACUCCAUCAACCGUGCUGAUCCCAAGGCUUCCUACAACGACGUCUACCUUCAGUACAUCUUCGCCACGGUCCAGAUGUUCGCCAAGUACGACAACACUCUGGCCUUCUUCUCCGGUAACGAGGUCAUCAACGACGGUCCAUCCUCGGCCGCUGCUCCUUACGUCAAGGCUGUCACUCGUGACAUCCGUUCUUUCCUGGCUGGUAACAAUCUGCGCAAGGUUCCCGUCGGUUACUCCGCUGCCGAUAUUGACACCAACCGUCUGGAGAUGGCCGAGUACAUGAACUGCGGUACCGAAGACGAGCGCAGUGACUUCUUCGCCUUCAAUGACUACUCCUGGUGCGACCCCUCCUCUUUCCAGAUUUCUGGCUGGGACCAGAAGGUCAAGAACUUCACCGGCUACGGUAUUCCUCUCUUCCUCUCCGAAUACGGCUGCAACACCAACACCCGUAAGUUCGAGGAGGUCAGCGCUCUCUACUCCACCAAGAUGACCGGUGUCUACUCUGGUGGUCUCGUCUACGAGUACUCCGAAGAGGCCAGCCACUACGGUCUGGUCGAGAUCAACGGCGACUCCGUCAAGGAGCUGCCCGACUACGACGCCCUGAAGACUGCCUUCCAGAAGACCAACAACCCCACCGGGGACGGCGAGUACAACAGCACUGGUGGUGCUAGCGGCUGCCCGGCGAAGAACGCCCCCAACUGGGAUGUUGAGGGUGAUGCCCUGCCCGCUAUUCCCUCUCCCGCCAAGAAGUACCUGACUAGCGGUGCUGGUAAAGGCGAGGGCUUCAGCGGCAAGGGUAGCCAAAACGCCGGCACGCAGUCCACUGCCACCGCCUCUCCUGGCUCCGGCUCCGGCUCCGGCUCCGGCAGCUCCUCCGGUGGUAGCUCUACCAGCACCCACACCAACGCUGCCUCUGCCGGUUUCCAGGCUCCUCACCUGAGCUUCGCCCCCAUUGCCGUCGGUCUCGUGACCGUUCUGUCCAGCGUCUUCGGCGCCGGUCUCAUUCUUCUGUAA
Messenger RNA from Penicillium cinerascens, 1383 nucleotides. It is a transcript of the gene gel1, whose product is annotated as 1,3-beta-glucanosyltransferase gel1. The transcript has a single exon. The coding region runs from base 1 to 1383 and encodes 460 amino acids. Lineage: Eukaryota; Fungi; Ascomycota; Eurotiomycetes; Eurotiales; Aspergillaceae. Gene Ontology annotation, biological process: fungal-type cell wall (1->3)-beta-D-glucan biosynthetic process. Gene Ontology annotation, molecular function: 1,3-beta-glucanosyltransferase activity. The record is from RefSeq and is a predicted model, not a curated record. Gene Ontology annotation, cellular component: fungal-type cell wall; cytoplasm.